Ylistrum balloti is the source of this 5680-nucleotide messenger RNA. Its product is annotated as probable peptidyl-tRNA hydrolase 2. Gene Ontology annotation, molecular function: peptidyl-tRNA hydrolase activity; protein binding. Gene Ontology annotation, cellular component: cytosol; mitochondrion. The transcript has 6 exons. NCBI's taxonomy places the organism in Eukaryota, Metazoa, Mollusca, Bivalvia, Pectinida, Pectinidae. The record is from RefSeq and is a predicted model, not a curated record. The coding region runs from base 147 to 773 and encodes 208 amino acids.
CUGAGGAUGACGCAUGCUGGUGAUUCGUGCAUUUAACCACAGUUUCUUUAAGUCUGUAUAGGCGCGUGAAGGGCACUAUCAUUCAAGAACGAGCCAUUCUUCUGACAUACAUUAUUUUGUCAUUUACAACCGCUGUUGGUAUAGACAUGGAUGCUUCAGUAAAAUCCAGUGAAUCAGAAGACAGCAGUCCUACCUUCAAGCCUGUUGAGUCUUUAGUACAGGUCCUUGUCCAGUCUCUAGCUUUUAGUAGGAAUGCGGCCAUCAAAGGUCUGUAUUACACAGGAAACUACAAUGCUGAUUUGGCUGCAGCUUGGAUAAUGGACAACCAGGAAAAACCUGACCUUGAUAGUCCACUCCAGGAAGAUGCUGGUGACUCAGAUGAUAGUGAGGAAGACUAUUUUCCUGAGGGUGUCGAUUUCUACAAGAUGGUGUUUGUUGUAAACGCAGAGUUAAACAUGGGUGUCGGAAAGAUUGCGGCCCAAGCUGCUCAUGCUGCCCUCGGACUUCACAGAAUUCUGCUUGAAACACCACAGAAGUAUGGACAAAUGCUGAUGAGCUGGGAACAGUUUGGAGAAACAAAAAUUGUGGUGAAGGGAGACAACUCCACACAGCUGAUGGACUUGACGAGUAAAGCUGAAGGACUUGGGCUCCCCAAUUAUCUAGUCCAUGACGCGGGCAAAACACAGAUUGCAGCUGGAUCUGUUACAGUGCUGGGAAUUAUGGGAAAGAUCGAUGUUGUAGACAGCGUGACAGGCAGUCUCAAGUUGCUUUGAAAAUCAUCCUAGAAUUCUGGUAUGGGAGUAUUUAAAAUUGCGUGUGACCAUUGUUGGCCUUGCUUGCGCUGUGAUAAUCAAGUAUGUGUACAAGAUGCUCUGAUGCCAAAACAUCUGAAUCAUCAUCAUGUUUUAGAAAACCAUUCUACCAAAGCACCUUAAAAAAUUGCAGUUUUCAUAAUUUUAUGUAUAUUUGGCUAGUUGAUAGCCAAGUUUUUUUAACUCUUGAAGACGACACAAUUUAUUCUGUAUCAUAGGGACUUAAUCAUUUGGUCGGUGUGUGAAGAGUUCCGCAUUGGAGAACCAACUCCUUUUCAGUUCUGCUGCGUUACAAACCAAUAGCAUUUCAUUUGCUUUCUCCCCUGAUUGAGUCAGAGAUUAUGUGUAAGGCCCUAAAGCUUACUGUAGACAAAAAAUGUUAUCACCAGAAACUCAUUACUUAAUAGGUGUAGUCAUUGAUUAAGAUUUGAUUCAAUUUGGUCAGUGUGUUCAUUACCAUGUCUUACAUGUAUUGGAUGAGAACUUCAUCAAACUAAUAUAAAAAGAUAACAGAUUCCCAGGUUUAAUAUGAAUCUUUAAAAGUUAUGUAAGUUAUGAUAAACAUUCAGAAAGCGUUUUUUUCACACAGAGUUUUCCUCUAAGUCUUCUAGAUGGCAAAACCAUGUUUUGAAUUUUUCUUUUUUAGACUUAAUGUUUCUUGAAAAAUAAAAAAAAAAUUAUAAUACAAACAUACAUACCAAUUUUCAGUAAAUAGUUUAAAUUAGGAUGUUUCCAUGUUUAUGAAUAUAGGGCAGUUAAGGUACACCCUGGUAACUGAUAUCUCUAAAAUCCUAGGGAUUCUUUCUCAGUGUUGGUAUCAACUUUACACCUAGGAUUGUCUUCUGACUAAGCACUCCUGGGUUAAUUCAGUUUCAGGUAUUAAAACACUGACCAAUUAGAAAGAUGGUUCUUGUACUUAGUACUCAUGAGAUUAUCAGAGAGACACUCUUAGACCAAAAUGUGUAAACCUUGCAGUAACACUGCUAUAUUACUUUUUUUUUUUAAUCAAAGCAUCACAGGUACUGUAAAACCAGAUUUUUGUGGGGGAACUUUUUCGUUGAUUUCAGGGGUACUCUUUAAUAUGUAUCAAUAAGCUGUUCAAAAUUUAACAUGAAAUUAAAUUUUUAAAUGGAUAUCUUGAGUUUUCAUCCCUGAAAUCGAGCAUCAUUGUCUAUGACAUAAUUAUUUCUUAAUAAGCUUCACAAUUCCUACAAAAAUCCGUGAUUUUAAAGCGUGCUGCAUUUUGUAACAUUUUUUGUAGACAAAUUGGACUCAUAUUAUCAGGGAUAUCAUAGAAUAUAGAAUGUGGGAGAUCAGGGUGAACAUACCAUGUGGUCUGUAGGAGAUCAGGGUGAACAUACCGUGUGGUCUGUAAGAGAUCAGGGUGAACAUACCGUGUGGUCUGUAAGAGAUCAGGGUGAACAUACCGUGUGGUCUGUAGGAGAUCGAGGUGAACAUACCGUGUGGUCUGUAAGAGAUCAGGGUGAACAUACCGUGUGGUCUGUAAGAGAUCAGGGUGAACAUACCGUGUGGUCUGUAAGAGAUCAGGGUGAACAUACCAUGUGGUCUGUAGGAGAUCGAGGUGAACAUACCGUGUGGUCUGUAAGAGAUCAGGGUGAACAUACCGUGUGGUCUGUAGGAGAUCAGGGUGAACAUAUCGCGUGGUCUGUAGGAGAUCAGGGAGAGACAUUUGAUCACGAGAAGGUAAUCAAGAGCAAGACCUUUCGAUUCUUAAAAAAAAAACAGCAGCAUCUACACCAAACAUUGACAAAGGUAUAGUGUACCUACUUGUUACCAACCCUUCCUGGCCCAUGCUUCUUGUUCUUUUGUAGGAAAAAUCCUAGAAAAGUAAGGAAGAGUCACUGAAGAUGGCCAGUGUAUUUACGAUGAUCACUAUGUGGGGGACUUAUUUUUGUUUAAUUUGUGGGUACAAAUUUCAUUUGUGCGUGAAAUGAUAAACAGUUAAAAAUUGACAAAUUAUAGUAUCAGUGGACUUUGUGAGCAAGAUUUAACCAAUGUUUAUUUUUGAAAAACCACGAAACUUGAACCCCCACAAAAAUCUAUAAUUUUACAGUAUUACACAUCUUGUUGCAUUUAUUUCAGUCCCAAUUUGUAAAUAUCUGGGUCCUGUUUAAUCUGUUGUUGUAAGCAUUAUGUGAAGUGAAUACAAAAAUACAGUUGUGAUUUUUGUUAAAGACACUAAUUAUUGUAUGAUGUGUAUUUCACAGCAUUAUGUAUUGUAUAUGUAUCUUCAUUGAUAAAACCCAUCACGGGCAUUUGUAUCAUACUAGUACAGUUGUGCAUCUGUCUGUUUUGUUAUUUUACCACUGGUGGGGUCCAGUUUUUCAGGUCUUGAGCACAUAACCAGGAUCAACAAACAAAUCUAUUUCAAGUUUUUUGAAAUUAUUUGAAAAUUUACAAAUAUAUUUGUUUUUCAGUUGAUCAUUUUUUAAUGUGUUUAUCUAGAUCGGUAAUACAGUUCAUACUUCAACAUUUUCAAAACUGAAAUAUUAAUGGUUUUUUUUUUAGUUUUAAGAUAAUAGCUGCUCUUUGAAUUAGAUAAAAAACACAACAUUUCUCACAUUUUAACGUGACUUUACAGUUUUGCUUGCCCUUGGCAUUUCCAGUGUGUGCAGUUCAUAGUUAGCAGCGGAGGAAUUUCUGGUAUCAAUACAAUUCUACUGUAAUAGGUGCUAUAAAGAUGAAAUGAAAGAAAAAAAAAUGCCAUCAAAUAUCAGAUGUAAGAUUCUUUAAUUUCAAAUCCCCAAAUAUUCCAAGGUCAAAAAGAUGACUUUCUCGGAAUUUUCGGUGUUACAGAAUAGUUUGUCACCUUGGAGGUUCAUAUAGUAACGAUUCAGUUAUAAUCAUAUGAGAACCUUUUAAUACUGAAGAAUUGUUUUCAGAGGUCUACAUAGAAUAGUUUGAAGUCAUAUUUUGUAUAUAAAGAUACCUUAAUAAUCUUGAAUUAAUGAUGUUUUAUGGACUAAACACACAUUUACCAUAGACCAGAAGUAGGUAGGUCUAACAAAUUUACCAGAGGUUAAAACUGAUCACGAAACUGACUUCAGAAAUGGCUAACUUGAAUGGCGGCUACGGAAUCUUAAUGGUGUUGCCGGUCUAAAAAAAACAUGAUUUAUGGCUCAAAAAUUGGAAAUUAGAAUUUAAAAUCACAAUCAAAAGAGAGAAAGUCUGGAAAUGUAUGUAGAUUUUUUUUUCGUAUAUCAGGAUAUUUUUAAGGACUUAACCUACCAGCCAGACCCUGGUUCACCAUUUUUUUUUUUUUUUUGAGUCUGUAAAAGAUAUCUUUUGUGGAUUUUCACCCCCUGCAAAUGAAUUAUCACAGAAAUUAAAUUAUAGAGUCUAGUCUUGUACUGUUACUUAAGUUAUGUGUUCAAGGAUUAGGAAUGGAGUGUGGUUUCACGCAGACAUGCAUAGAACAUUAUUUGAUCUAUAAAAUGUUCAUCAUGUUGAAGAUUAUGUUCAAUAUCACCAUCUCAUCAAUUUUUUUUCAUUUUUCUGAAAUCAUAUGAAACAGUUAGAAAUGAGAUUUUAGAUACGAAAAAGAGUAUCAGGCAUACAUUUUAUUUCUUACUUGUCAUCGCAGGAGCAGAAGAUUGUAAUUAUUCCGAAGUAGAAUAUUUUCUGAAAGAAGCCAGAGGAUUUUUACAUAGAGUUCAUGGAUUAACUUCAUGAAUAUGAUGCUGGUAUUGGGGACUGAAAAAUAGCUUUACGAGGAAUAUUAUCUAUCCAUACCAUAUUAAUUUAUGUUAUCGGUGGUAUCUUCAUGCUAGUGUGAGAGUUGUAAUAUUGUCAUGGUAAUAUAAACUUAGAUAUCUUGAUAUUCUUUAUAUAAUUUUCUUUAUUACUAGUCAUUUGUGUUGACAUGACUAUAGUCCAGUCAAAAUGACUUCUGUUUUUUAGCUUUAUGUGGAAUCUUCAGAUUGGGCAAUAAUACUACUAGGUCAUUUUUGAUAUGAUAACUUUGUAUUUGUUUCAUCUUUAACAACUUGAUCCUUCUGUAAGAAGAAGGGGACCUUUCAUUUUCCUGUAAUCUGUUUGGUUGGACUUUAAGUAGAUGGUAGAUAUGUAAGUAACUGAGCAUGACAAUCACACUUCAUUCAGCGAGAGGCCAUUUAAUGUUACAAUUUACAUAUUCAUACUAGUCAGUUUUGUUUAGCUAUCUUAUCAUUGAGAUUCUUACUGUCCUGGUAAACACUGCAAUUUCAUAUCAUAUGUAAUACUUUACUUUUAAAAUUUUUCUUCUCUUGAGAACUUUCCCCUGUAAGGUAUUCUCUUCUGGAUCAGGUAAACAUCUCAGUGUAAAUUCUGUAUCUGUUUAAUGAAAGGUUUGUGAAAGGCACACAUCAUUUUUAACAAUCUAGAAACCAUUACCAGUAUCUAUAGAAGUGAUUCUAAACAGUUUCUGUUGAAUCAAAGAUUUGUGUAAAACACCAACAAUUUUUUAAUUACAAUCUUAGUUAUAUAUAUUUGGGACCAGUACUACAAGUAGAUCACAGCUAAUAAUACAAUUGACAGAACAGGAAAAUCAUAUCAUCAGUUUUCUUUCUCAUUUUUGUUUUUAAUUGAAGGCAUUUAUGUUCCUUGAUAUUAAUGGUUUUUGUUUUAAAAUCUGUUGCAUUUUACUGCAGUGUUGCUGAAUUCACCAUUACAUAACUGUAUGAUCAUUGUGGUCUAUAAUUUCAUUUGUUAGACGAUAAAUUGAAAAUAAAAUGAAAUAUUUAAGGCAAAAUGAAAUAAGUUUUUUUGAUUAAUUAAUCAACACCAUGGGUGCCGAAUCUGGAUCCACACCGAACACUGCGGAGAAUGAUGAGGAUACACAGAUAAGGGACUAUAUAAACAAUAGAACU